AUGACAAAGUCGUUUGUGGACGCUAAACUCGCUUUAGCCCAGGCAACCAUGCUGUCUCAUCCGGUUCCAGAUGCCCCCAUUGCUAUCACUACUGAUGCAUCAGACUGUGCAGUGGGUGCUGUACACGAACAGCUGGUAGAUGUCUCUGAACCCUGGUCAGCAAGGCAACAACGCCACCUGGCCUUCAUAUCUGAGUUCACAACAGAUAUCAAACACAUAGACGGAAAAAGCAAUGUUGUAGCAGAUUGCCUUUCCAGGGCCACUGUGCAAGCAGUACACUGGGCACCAUUGACCUCAACGACAACGGCGGAUGUUGCACGGGCAUUCAUCGACACUUGGGUGGCGCGUUUCAGCACACCGUCAGACAUAUCUUUAGACCACAGCCCUCAAUUCACAUCUGAGUUGUGGACAGAGGUGGCUCGAAUCUUAGGUGUGCAGCUGCACCAUACUACGGCUUUCCACCUGCAGCCCAAUGGCCUUUGCGAACGCUUUCAUCGCUCUCUCAAAACUGCACUGAGGGCCAGUCUGACAGAUGACAGAUGGAUUGAGCGGCUACCAUGGGUCCUGCUGGGCCUGCGAACGGCUCCCAAAGAGGAUCUACAAACUUCCUCUGCAGAGUUGGUGUACGGUCAGACUCUGCGGGUCCCCAGAGAUUUCAUUCCAGAUUGCACAAAGCCAUGGAGUCUACCUUCUGAACACUCCGCCCUCUUAGACAGAAUCAAUGCUUUCAAACCUGUUCCUACCUCUCAGCAUGGACUGACAGUAGCUUGGAUGCCCAAAGACCUCUCUGCAGCUGAGUUCAUCUUCAUCCAUCAUGACGCUCAUCGAAACUCUUUGCAGCCCCCAUACGACGGAGCGUUUCGUGUUCUGGAGGCUGGAGCCAAAACCUUCCUGGUAGACGUCGGGGGCCGUACAGAGCGAGUCACUGUCGACCGACUUAAACCAGCUCAUGGAGAGCUGGGCCAGCCGAUGGUUCCAGCGCUGGCUCCUAGGAGGGGUCGACCAACCACCAACAAUAGUGGAGACCCCAAAGAGAAAUCUCAGGCUGUUCAAGAGGUGCUACCUGCUACAGGCUCAUAUCAUUGCACCCGUUCAGGGAGACAUGUUCGUGUUCCAAUCAAGCUGAUGUUGCCGCUGUUGGUCAAUUCUGGGGGGGCCAGUGUGGGGGCAGAUACAAACAACCCACAGAUCACUGAUGCAUAAUUCACAUAUCACCGACAAACACACACACAUACAUAUUUGGCAUUUCCCCUUUAAGAAGUGGGAGAGUUAGUGAGUUGGUUGAUGCGUUGUUCCGGCGCAGGAAGUUUAAUAAUAAAAUACGACCGUUCUGGUCACAUGCAGCAAUCCUGUCUCUGUGUAUCUUUGAUAGCUUACAAAUCUACAACACCAUUAUUAAUUUUAUUACUUUGGGAAAUAUUUGCUCUGUUUUGGGUCCUCAGUCCUAAUCAUUAAAAUCUAGAAAUAUAAAAUAUUUAUGUUAUAGAGGGUCAUUCAUAUUUAUACUGUACGUAUAUUGUAAUUUUCUAUAAACCCACUGUAUGUGCAAACUCUGCAUUAUUAGUAUUGUUUAUGUGUUUGAUUUAAUUUUCUGUUGUUUCCACUCUAGUUAUUUUUGUUUCUCCAGCUUAAUUGUAUAUGCAAGCCACAUGCACAUCAGAAAAAU
This is a messenger RNA of Tachysurus fulvidraco (yellow catfish), 1666 nucleotides long. RefSeq lists its product as uncharacterized. The transcript is spliced from 3 exons. Lineage: Eukaryota; Metazoa; Chordata; Actinopteri; Siluriformes; Bagridae. The record is from RefSeq and is a predicted model, not a curated record. Gene Ontology annotation, molecular function: nucleic acid binding. The coding region runs from base 1 to 1203 and encodes 400 amino acids. Gene Ontology annotation, biological process: DNA integration.